This is a messenger RNA of Trachymyrmex septentrionalis, 2881 nucleotides long. It is a transcript of the gene dcma, whose product is annotated as regulator of G-protein signaling 7-binding protein. Lineage: Eukaryota; Metazoa; Arthropoda; Insecta; Hymenoptera; Formicidae. Gene Ontology annotation, biological process: G protein-coupled receptor signaling pathway. The record is from RefSeq and is a predicted model, not a curated record. The transcript has 5 exons. Bases 972 to 1700 code for a protein of 242 amino acids. Gene Ontology annotation, cellular component: membrane; neuron projection.
GGUGGUGGUGCGCUCUGAUCCCACGCGAUCAUCCCGCUGAGGGGGCGAGAUGACGUCUCGACGGAGCGCCGCGCGACCUCGUCGCUCGUCGCGGAUCGCCGCUUCUCGCGCGUAAACCCAAAUUCCACUCGUGAAAUUCCCGCCCGACCCGACCGCCCGCGACGUCGAUAUCGGAUAUCUCGCCCGAGAUCGUCCCCUCUAGGCACCAAAUUUUCACCCCUGUGGGGGGGACCCUGCCUCCGUCGAACGAGACGAGAUAGAGUAAAGGACACGCGACGGUCGUCCCGAUUUGGGAAACACUAGUUUGUACAUAGCUAAAACUCGUCCCGCGAGACAGCUUCCGCCGGAGAGAAACUUCCUUAUGCGCUAAUUCAGAUAGUUACCGAGAUUUGGAAUUUAAACUCUUGCUCCUGCUAGAAGAGAAAUCGUCAUUAACCCCCCCCCCUCCUCUCCCCCCCUGGGGGAUUUGCCUGGCGCAAAUCGAAGGAUGCACGUGAUCCUAUUUAACGCUACAUUCAAUUAGAAUAUGUCGCGUAAGUCUUUAAAAAGCAAACGAGGGGAAAAGGUCGAGCACGCUGCAGCGACUACACCGCUCCGGUGGCGGCCGAGAGAUGACUAUACCGGUGGCGAGAGAGAGAGAACGAUAAGCCUAUUAUCAGCCAGCUUUAAGUGAAGCGGGAUUGAUCGUGUAAAAAUAACCGGCGCGCGGCACAAAAAAAAAAAAGAGGAUCACGUGGCGGGAAUGCGCGCGAGGUGCACUUUAUAGUCGGCGGGCGACUGUAUCAGUGCGCGAUACGCGAUCGUCAAGAAGACCGUCCGUGAGAAACCCCGUGGGUGACUUCCGGUCCGGGAAGGGGGUUCCGCGUGAGCCGCGUGCCUCGCUCGCCGCUCCGGAAAUGCUCGCGGGGAUCGUCUUAUUGUUAGCGUCGGGUGAUGACGAUUGGCGAGCGAAUUGUCCGUAACAAGAUUAGAUGAUGACGGAUUCCCCGACACCAUCGACCAGCAGACAUCACGACGACAAAUCCGACAAGCCCGAGAGAUCUGAUAAAACGGUGUUACUGCAAAUUCAGGACAUAAACAGUCAAGUAGCGCAGUUCCGAGAUUUACUUAUUAACAUCGGACAGCCGCGCGACUGUCCGGAGCUGCGCGAAAAAAUACGGAAGCUGCGUCGCAACUGCGUGGAGGCUUGCAAGAGUACAGCUCAACUGGUCCUGCCGCAUGUGCAAAGUGCUAUGGACGUCGGGAUACCGGUUGACAGUCCAAAUCUGGUGCUGUUGUUCUACGUGGCUCAACUCUUCUUACGCGAACUGCACAAGAGUAAAAACCUCAUAUCCAUCAUACCCAUGGACAUGUCCGGAUAUUACGAGAACCGCGCUGGUCCCUCGUAUAUCGGCAAUGUGGUCUCGCAGAUCCUCCUGUGCAAACAGAUUAGACCGGACUUCAACGAAGAGGAGCUCUGCAGCAUCCGAAAGGACUCGGAAGAGAUCGGCCAGCUGAUAGCGGAGCUACAAGAAUUUAUGCCCCAAUCUGAGGCUGACACGGAGAAACCGGUGGCCCUUCACAAUCCUGGGAACAAAAUCAAUCGGAACAACGGGACACGGAGGAUGCACCGAUGGAGCAGCAACAGAGACCGACAAUCGUCCUACUUCCGCAACGGUUUCAGAUUUCUGUGCUGCGCCGCGAGUACUAAUUACGUUUAACGUACAUAUAAUUCAUCUCGAUUCAUUAAAACGUAAUAUAGUUCCGAUUAAUUUAAUAAUGAAUAAUUAAUACGCACUGAUAUUUUCGCAGUGAUUUCAACGCUAAAUUCCCUAAAAUAAAGUUAACAGGAAUCGACGGGGCUUCGGCUUCGUAAACUAAUCACGAUGAAAAGUCCCCGUUUAUUAAAGUAUCCUAAGAAAGGCGUAGUAAAUAUUAUACAGUUUGGCGAUUUAUCUUCAAAAGAAUACUCAAAGUUGCUUCGCUUUCGACGAAGCUUUAAUAUCGCGCGUUCAUUUAUCGUAAUUUCUCAACCAAUCUUCGCAUCAUUAAUAUACGAGUACGUCUCUCUUGGGAUACUCUCUAUGAAAGACUAUACGGACAAAGAACGUCGCAACGAUACACUUCGUCGGAUAACACUUCGAGAGGCCUAACCGAAAGGCCUAAAGCUGCCCCAUUCGGGAGAUAUCCUUGGAAGAAAUUUUUAACGCGCGUACAGCCGGUGACAAUCAAGUAGAAGCUCGAGACGUCAAUAAUUAUUACAAAUCACAUCGCAAUAGAUACGGGUAAACGGAUAACGGGAAAGGAUGAAGCAAAAAGGGGGAAUUUCAGCACCUUUUUCGUCUUUCAGCAAGAAUUCUAGUGGCACUCGAUACUGCUCCCAUUUUUUUGGACGUUCUUCUGUAGUCUUCUCUCCUAAGAACUCGCUGUCCCAUUAAAUUUUCAAGUCGCGGACAAAGGAGCCGCCGGUGUCGAGGAGCCCCUUUAUUCAAGUCCACUCCACAAUCGUUUCAUUAAUCCCGCUAUAAUUGCUCGGAUGAUCUAACUCGAAUUUUUCCAAAAUCGUAUCUCUUAUGGUAAUCAAUUUUCUCAGUUCGUCGCAUUUUAGAUCUGUCGUUUGUGUCAAAUUUAAUCGGACAUCUUCAACAAGGUAAAUCUAAUAAUAAUCGCUCGUAAUCAAAACUAGCUUGUAAUCUUUCGAUUCCGGGUCUUUAAAUCCUAGAAUCUAGACGAACGCAUUCGAACAUAUUGUCGAAUAUAUUGUCAGAGUAAAAUCGCGUCUGUGUCGUGUCAAAACGAGUAGAUGUACGUUAUGGAGCAAUUAUAAUAUCCUAGCGUAUUUACAAGUGAGUGGACCAACCUCGAUCUAUUUAUAAUGCGCGACGGACGCACACGCAUUAUA